GACGCAUCCAUACAUGUUUUAUUAACAAUAGAAAAGAGUUUGGGUUGAACGAACAAAAGUUUAGCUAGCUAAAUAAGGACGGAUUGCUGGCUAACUAUAGCUGUGUUGUUAGGCAGACCAGCACCUACUGUACAGUAUUUAACUUAGCUAGCUAGCUAGCUUUAGCCACCAACUCAAGAAAAAUAUAUAGCCAACAACCUAGCAGAUGGUCUAUAUCUUGUUGUUUUUCUAGGUAACACGUCAGACAUGGCAUCAAAAAGCACCAAGGAGAUCAUUGUCAACAAGUUAGGCUUUAAAACCAGUGGCUCAAAGCAAGCAGACAUGGAAAUGGACAGACUCAGGAAGGAAAAUAAUCACCUGAAGAAGAUGAUGGAUGAAAUAUCAAAACGAACGGCGAGGCCACCAGACUUGGACAAGAGCAAAUUGCUAGAGAGAAUUCUGUCUCUGGAGACGUUAAGGGAGGGGAACAAUCAGCAGCUGCUGGCAAAGGACAAGGAGGUGGAGACUCUGAGACAACAGCUGAGUUCCAGUGGGGGAGAGGUGGUGGCAUCGCUCCAGUCUCAGCUGGACCAGGGGAGGAGAGAGGCAGAGCACAGAGAGAAACUCUUCCAGUCUCUCUCGGAGGAGACGGGGAACCUGAAGAACAACUUGGUGGCAGUGUCUGCAAGGUGUCAGGAACUGGAAGAACAGUUUCCUGAUUUCCAGAAUGGCAGGGUCCCCACCGGUGAGGUUGCAGUAGUUCAGGAUCACCUGAGAGAUGCUUUGGAGAAGAACCAACAGUGGAUGGUUUAUGACCAGCAGCGAGAGGCCUAUGUCAAGGCAGUCCUGGCCAGAACCCUUGAGUUGGAGCAGCAACUAAAUCAAGCCAACCAAGCUCUCCAACAACAACACAAAGAAGGCGAUUCAGCCGCACCUGAGAAGUCUUCCCCCCAGCUGCAGGAGUACUACGACAAGCUUCUGCUGCAGGCCAAGCGGGACGUGGAGGCCCAGAAAGAGGCUGCUGCGCGGGCCCAGGGGAGGUACGAGGAGCGCUGCCGGGAGGUGGCCGAGGCCAGAGAACAGCUCCAGGCCGAGCGCCUCAGCAGGAGACACAGAGUCAGCGAGGAGAGGAAGUGCUUGGCCGACCGGGCUGACAGGAUGAGGUCCGAGCUGGACAGCAUGGACGCCAGGUUGGAAGACGAGAGGAAGAGGUCUGCUGAGCUUCUGCUGCAGGUGAAUCUACUCCAGAAAUCUCAGUUAAAUCAAAAUGAGGAGCAGAGGAGAGUUUCUGUACUGGAACAGCAGAUCCAGCUGUCUGCCAAAGACUUUGAGAACGAGAAGCUCGAUCGGCACAGUUUACAGCAUCAGUUGCACAAGGUCCUGAAAGAGCUGCGCAAGGCUCGGGACCAAAUCACGAGACUGGAAUCCAGCCAUCAACAGAGCGAGUCUCGUUUCUCUGAGCCAAGUUCUUACAACAAGCUGGAGUUUGAUAGGCUGUCCAUUGAGGAUCCCAUCCCCACCUCGCCCUCCAAAAGCCUUCUGGACGAGAGUUUCCUGGAGUGUCCAAAGUGUAGAGCCCCAUACGCCACCAGUCAACACAGAGAACUGCUGGCCCACCUCGACUACUGUUUCACUUGAACAGCCUCAGGGGAGUACAUCUGGCCAUUCUCGGUCUUUUGUCUAUAAGAUAUUGUAUUUAUAUAAUCUUAUAAGAGGGAGUCUAUUUGAUUUGUGUUUAUGCUCUUUUUACAUGACGAUGUUUCUUUCCCAUUUUUUUUAUGUGUCUACUGAUGAUCUACUGUAAGAUCCUGAAGGUGUGUUUACCAAUAAAUCAGUGACUAUUUUUGAUUGACAAGAAUAAACUAUUUUGAAUUAUUAUUAUUAUAUUUUUUUGUGAUUUCAAAAAAAAUCUUAUGUGGAUGGUUUUGUCAUAGAACGUAUGUAAGAUUAGAACAUGAAACAAGUGUUCACCACAUAGGUCCUUUAUUUUUUCUGUUGUACCUCGUCUUUCUAUAAGCAUUGUUUGCAUUCCUAAGGUUUAUUCCAUCAGUUUUAAAGGCCCAGUGCAGUCAAUUUAGUUUUUCAUCUGUUUUGUAUCAUAUUGGUACAGCUGAGGAAACUAACACUGUAAAAGUACAAACAAUUUUGACCAGUUUAUUUAACUAGGCAAG
Oncorhynchus tshawytscha (Chinook salmon) is the source of this 2150-nucleotide messenger RNA. RefSeq names its product centrosomal protein of 55 kDa. The transcript is spliced from 9 exons. The coding region runs from base 247 to 1617 and encodes 456 amino acids. The record is from RefSeq and is a predicted model, not a curated record. Gene Ontology annotation, biological process: regulation of phosphatidylinositol 3-kinase/protein kinase B signal transduction; mitotic cytokinesis. NCBI's taxonomy places the organism in Eukaryota, Metazoa, Chordata, Actinopteri, Salmoniformes, Salmonidae.